This is a messenger RNA of Poecilia latipinna (sailfin molly), 2479 nucleotides long. RefSeq names its product zinc finger protein basonuclin-2. Gene Ontology annotation, cellular component: nucleus. Lineage: Eukaryota; Metazoa; Chordata; Actinopteri; Cyprinodontiformes; Poeciliidae. The transcript is spliced from 5 exons. Gene Ontology annotation, biological process: regulation of DNA-templated transcription. The record is from RefSeq and is a predicted model, not a curated record. The coding region runs from base 122 to 1963 and encodes 613 amino acids.
UCAUCGCUGCUCAGGUUUGAUCGGUUCUACUUCAUUUUGCAGGAUGAAGGUGUGAGGAUGACUCCAAAUGCUCAGGAGGUAAACGCUGCACCAAAUACGUUUUACUAAAAAUAAUGUUAAAAUGCAGCAUGUGACCGAAGGAGGACAGAAACCUGACCUCUGUGUCCGUCAGUCCGUCAGGUGCAGCGUCUCGUCCUGCAGCUGCGCCUGUUUUAAACCCGGAAAGGUCAAGCUGAGGUCAUGUGAUCGCUGUGGACACGGCUGGGUGGAGCACGCUCUGGAGACGGUCCAGGCCGCUCCGCCGUCCGGCGCCGGCCCGGUGGAGGUGGCGCUGCCCGGGCUGGUGUUCGACCUGAGCUCCCUGGUUCUGUUCGGAGCGCAGGCCGUUCCCGUCCAGCUGAAGAUCCUACUGGACCGGCUCUACAGCGUCCUGACUCCAGAGCAGGUGGGUCAGAUUCUGAACGGUCUGGGCUGGAGUCUGGGUGAUUACGUCCGCGGAUACAUGCUGCAGCGUCCCGAUGGCGAGGCGUUGGAGCGCUGGGACACGGCCACCGCCCAGGAGCAGCUGCUGCUCCUCAGACAGUUCCUGCGCUUCGGAGAGACUCGGCCCAUCGUGGAGGAGAUGAUCCUGCAGCACCUGGAGGGCGAAGCGCUCCUGCCUCACCAGCAGCCAGACGCUCCGCUGAAUGACUGGAGAAUCGGUUCUCUGAGAGACGCCCGGCCGGCGGACAGCAGCGCUGCCUCAGGAAACGUCCCAGGAGGCCAGUCGGUGCUCCUGCCGUUCCAUUUCCCACAGUCAGCCGUCUUCAGCUCAGCACAGGUGAUGAUUCUUGUCCCUUCAUGUAAAGAUCCAGAGCAUAUUUUAAAUUUGCUCCUCCUGUUUCUGCAGGAAGCUUUUCCUUCCCCUGAGUCUCAAACCGUCCUGCAGGACUUCAGGAAGAACAAACUGGUUCAGAAACACGACAGACAUCGAUGUGGGGAAGACCACGGCUCGGUCCGGCAGAGAUCAGAACCGGCCUCGUCCAUGAAAACCGACCCGGACAAGUCAAAUCCGUCACCGUGGCAACAGAACCCCAUCCUCCACCACGACCGGGUUUUCCUCCAGAAGAGACUGAUCCAGGAGAAAACUGCUUCCUUUUCCUCUUCCUUCAACUUCUCACUUCCACCUUCCUCCCUGAUGUGUUCUCCAGUCCCCUCCUCUUCCUCCUCCUCCUCCUCUCGCCUUCCUCAAACGCUUCCCUCCUUCUCCUCCUCUUUCCUCAGGCCUCUUCACUCCUUUUCUUCCCCUCUCCUCCCUGUUACGUCGCCGUGUUCGUCCCUCCAUCCUCUCCCGUCUUCCCUUUGCUCCUUCCCUUCCCUCCUGGCGGCUGGAGGGCGGAGGGGCAGGGUCAGCUGUGGCGUCUGUGGGAAAAGCUUCUAUGACAAAGGAACCCUGAAGAUCCACUACAACGCCGUCCACCUGAAGAUCAAACACCGCUGCACCGUUCUGGGCUGCUCCAUGGUGUUCAGCUCCCUGCGCAGCCGCAACCGGCACAGCGCCAACCCGAACCCGCGGCUGCACACGGCCGGCAGCAGAGACGCUCAGCCGUACCGAAACACGCUGUGUGGGCAGAGCAGCGCUCACGCUCCAACACAGAGACACCGAGAGAAACAGGAAACACAGGGAAGCAGGAACGAUGAUUCCUCUCACAACGCGCCUCGGGAAGCCGCCUCCCCGACUCCGCCUCUCGUCCCUCCAGCUCCGCCCUCUGGGGCCUUCCCGCCCUCAGGGGCCUUCCCGCCCUCAGGGGCCUUCCCGCCCUCAGGGGCCUUCCCGUCUUCACUUACUGACCUGCAGACUGGUCAGCAGUGGUGGCAGAAGAAUCAGUCCUUACCACAGAAGAAGAAACCCAGGAAGUCAAGCAUGCCACUGAAAAUAGAAAGAGAGAAUAUUCAAAGCAGCAAACAUGAAGGCGAGAGCUGAAAGACUCUGAAAUCUUGUUUUCAGUAAUAAAAAAUUGAGCAGGAGCUUCAGUAUGUCACAGCUUUGAAAUGAUUCUGAAUUCACACAUUUUUGCACUUUUACAAAUAUGACGUACUUUGUGUCCACUGGCUGUAUUUACUUGUAAUUAUUCAAUGAUAAACUUCAUAUAUCACACCUGAAACUCAUUUUAUAAACCUUUCAUCAAAUUACCAACUGCUAACUUAAUACAAAAAUUCAAAUUUAGGAUUUAAUGAGAAGUGAAAGUGCAAAGAAUCAUCUUCAUACUUUGUUGUUACCAUGGCGACCAUCAGAUGCUGUCAGUAAUCUUUGUGUUUGAGCUGAGUUUGUUCACAAAUGCAUCAGCAAAUAAAACCUAAUUAACAGUGAUUGUUGUGUUAGCUCGACCAAUUAAGCUGCUCCGUCUCCCAGAUUUCACCAAAUCUAUAUUUAAACACUGUUAGUGAUGCUGAUGUUCUUAGUAGGAAGAGGGGCCUCUAAAGCAGAUUCUGCCUCAGG